This is a messenger RNA of Balaenoptera musculus (blue whale), 1195 nucleotides long. It is a transcript of the gene RDH5, whose product is annotated as retinol dehydrogenase 5. NCBI's taxonomy places the organism in Eukaryota, Metazoa, Chordata, Mammalia, Artiodactyla, Balaenopteridae. The coding region runs from base 165 to 1121 and encodes 318 amino acids. The record is from RefSeq and is a predicted model, not a curated record. The transcript is spliced from 6 exons.
UGCCUCGGACUUUGGCCUCAGUGGUAGCUAGUGUGGGAGCCUGGGAAGCCCUGGAGCAAAGUUUCUCAAGCAAAGCAAAAGAAGAAACUUCAGGUGUUGUAGUGCCUGCUAGCUUUCCCCUGAGAAGCCUCGGCUGCCACCUGCAGGUCACGUGGGGUCCGGCCAUGUGGCUGCCUCUGCUUCUGGGAGUCUCACUCUGGGCAGCACUGUGGUUGCUCAGGGACCGGCAGAGCCUGCCCGCCAGCGAUGCUUUCGUCUUUGUCACCGGCUGUGACUCGGGCUUUGGGCGGCUUCUGGCACUGAGGCUGGACCAGAGAGGCUUCCGAGUCCUGGCCAGCUGCCUGACCCCCUCAGGGGCAGAGGACCUCGAGCGGGUGGCCUCCUCCCGACUCCACACCACCCUGCUGGAUGUCACAGAUCCCCAGAGCGUCCGGCAGGCAGCCAAGUGGGUGGAAACACACGUCGGGGAAGCAGGGCUUUUUGGUCUGGUGAAUAAUGCUGGCACGGCUGGCAUCAUCGGGCCCACACCUUGGCAGACACAGGAGGAUUUCCAGCGGGUGCUGAAUGUGAACACACUGGGUCCCAUCGGGGUCACCCUCGCCCUGCUGCCCCUGCUGCGGCAGGCCCAGGGCCGGGUGAUCAACAUCACCAGUGUCCUGGGCCGCCUGGCAGCCAGUGGAGGGGGCUACUGUGUCUCCAAGUUUGGCCUGGAGGCGUUCUCUGACAGCCUGAGGCGGGACGUGGCUCCUUUUGGGGUACGAGUCUCUAUCGUGGAGCCUGGCUUCUUCAGAACCCCUGUGACAAACCUGGAAAGUCUGGAGGACAACCUGCAGGCCUGCUGGGCACGGCUGCCUCCAGCCACACAGGCCCUCUAUGGGGAGACCUUCCUCACCAAGUAUCUGAGAGUGCAGCAGCGCAUCAUGAACCUGAUCUGUGACCCGGACCUGACCAAGGUGAGCAGGUGCCUGGAGCAUGCCCUGACUGCCCGUCACCCCAGAACCCGCUACAGCCCAGGCUGGGACGCCAAGCUGCUCUGGCUGCCAGCCUCCUACCUGCCAGCCAGCCUGGUGGAUGCUGUGCUCACCUGGGUCCUUCCCAAGCCUGCUCAGGCGGUCUACUGAACCCAGCUCUCCAGCAAGAGGUUGUUGUUCAAGGGGACACGGGUUAGAGCCCUGGUCCGGGAAGAUCCCACAUG